This is a messenger RNA of Gracilinanus agilis (Agile Gracile Mouse Opossum), 1533 nucleotides long. Its product is annotated as zinc finger protein OZF-like. The transcript has 2 exons. The record is from RefSeq and is a predicted model, not a curated record. Lineage: Eukaryota; Metazoa; Chordata; Mammalia; Didelphimorphia; Didelphidae. The coding region runs from base 1 to 1533 and encodes 510 amino acids.
AUGUUCAAGGUAGGGUCAGUCCUUGUUCCAAAAGAGAAUAUUGCUAUAGGAGAACAGCAGAGUCAAUCUGAUACCAUUGGAAAGAGCCUCCUUCCAUCCUCAGAUGUUAUUAAGCAUAAUAAGAUUGCCUUAGGGAGGAAACUGUGUAAGUUUAAAUCUAAGAAGCCACUCAAUUAUCAUUCAGACCUUUUUCAGUUCCGGAGAAUCCAUCCUGGAGAGAAACCUCUUAAAUGUAGUCACUGUGGGAAAGCCUUUGGAAGCAGAUCGUGUCUUAUUGCACAUCAGAGAAUCCAUACUGGAGAGAAGCCCUUUGAGUGUACAGAAUGUGGGAAAGCCUACAGGCGUAAGGCACAUCUUACUCAACACCAAAGAAUCCAUACUGGAGAGAAGCCCUAUAAGUGUAAUGACUGUGGGAAAGCUUUCAGCAUUGAUUCGUACCUCAUUAAACACCAGAGAAUCCAUACUGGAGAGAAGCCCUAUAAAUGUAAUCAGUGUGGGAAAGUCUUUAGCCAGAAAGGUCACCUUAAUCAACACUUGAGAAUUCAUACUGGAGAGAAACCCUAUGAAUGUAAUGAAUGUGGGAAAACUUUUGGUCAGUCUAGACACCUUAGUGAACAUAAACGAACUCAUAGUCAAGAGAAACCCUUUGAAUGCAAUGAAUGUGGGAAACUCUUUAGACAACUGAGAAACCUGAGUGAACAUCAGAGGAUUCACACUGGAGAAAAACCCUAUAAAUGUAAUGAAUGUGGAAAGGCGUUCAGUAACAAUUAUGUCCUUAUUCAGCAUGAAAGAAUUCAUACAGGAGAGAAACCUUAUAUAUGUAAUGAAUGUGGGAAAGCCUUCAGUCGUGGGACAUACCUUAUGAAACACAAGAGAAUUCACACCGGAGAGAUACCCUAUAAAUGUAAUGACUGUGGGAAAGAAUUCACUGACAAAGCAUCUUUUAUUUACCAUCAGAGAAUUCAUACUGGAGAGAAACUUCACAAGUGUAUUGAAUGUGGGAAAACGUUCAGCCAAAAAGGAAGUCUCAAAAUGCAUAAGAUGAUUCAUACUGGAGAAAAACCAUUUGAAUGUCGUGAAUGUGGGAAAACUUUCAGAAAUGGGGGUCACUUGAGUGUACAUAAAAGAAUUCAUACUGGAGAGAAACCCUUUGUAUGUAAUGAAUGUGGGAAGGCUUUCAGAGAUAGUGGAGGUCUUAUUAUUCAUCAGCGAGUCCACACUGGAGAGAAGCCCUAUAAAUGUAAUAUUUGUGGGAAAGCUUUCAGUUACAAUACAUCCUACAGUAAACAUCUAAGGACUCACACAGGAGAGAAGCCCUAUAAAUGUAAUCAAUGUGCAAAAGCUUUUACUCAGAGGGACUACCUCAUUGAACAUGAAAGAAUCCAUACUGGAGAGAAACCUUUUAAAUGUAACGAAUGUGGAAGAGCCUUCAGGCAGAAACAAACUUAUAAUGCACAUAAGAAAAUUCAUACUAGAAAGCUUUUAAAUAUAAUUAAUGUGGGAAAACUUUCAGCUAGAGGGAAUACAUUAUAG